CGUCAUCAGCGCCUUCUUUAAGCGGCCGCAACCGACCUGCGGACAGUGAGCGUGUCGGCGCGCAGAGACAUGGACGCGAGGACGCGGAGUGCAGAACUGACCCGCUGACCGUGUAUUCCUGAGACAGGCACAGCGAUGCUGGGAACUACAUCAAACUCGCAGAUCUGACAGAUUAUCGCCUCCCCACUCUGAACACUCACAGGAACCUGUUUGCCAGGUGUCAGCGCGCCUUUCUUUUUGGUAACUUGAGGACGUCUGCUGUUUUGCUCUCAUUGCGCUGAUCUUGAUCAUUACCUCCAUGCCACAGAACAGGACAAGAUUAUAACUCCCUCUUGGAUUUAAAAAAUUACAAUUUAACUGCGUAUCCGCUCCAAACUCCUCUGUACACGCGGAAACUGCGCACGGACAUGGCGCAACGGUAUGAUGAGCUGACUCAUUACGGGGGCGCGAUGGACGGAGUCGGAGUUCCCACCUCCAUGUACGGAGACCCGCACGCGCCCCGGCCUCUGCCCCAGGUCCACCACCUCAAUCACGGAGCUUCCCCACACCCGACGCAGCACUAUGGAGCCCACGCUCCGCACAACAUCAUGCCCGGCAGCAUGGGCAGCUCCGUCAGCGACGCACUGAAGAGAGACAAGGACCAAAUCUACGGCCACCCUUUAUUCCCUCUGCUGGCUCUGGUGUUCGAGAAGUGCGAGCUGGCGACCUGCACGCCCCGAGAGCCCGGAGUAGCGGGAGGAGACGUCUGCUCCUCCGAUUCCUUCAACGAAGACAUCGCCGUGUUUGCCAAACAGAUCCGCGCAGAGAAACCUUUAUUCUCGUCCAACCCGGAGCUGGAUAACCUGAUGAUUCAAGCGAUUCAAGUCCUGCGGUUCCAUCUCCUGGAAUUAGAAAAGGUUCAUGAGCUCUGUGAUAACUUCUGCCACCGGUACAUCAGCUGCCUGAAAGGAAAAAUGCCCAUCGACCUGGUCAUAGAGGAGAGAGACGUCUGCAAGUCGGACUUUGACGACCUGUCAGGAUCCUCCACUAACCUUGCAGAUCAUAACCCAGCAUCCUGGAGAGACAUGGAUGAUUCCCAUUCCACACCCUCUGUAGGCACUCCAGGACCAUCCAGCGGGGGACACGUUUCCCAGAGUGGAGACAACACCAGUGAACUCGGUGAUGGCCUUGACAACAGCCUGGCAUCACCCGGCACAGGAGAUGAGGAUGACCAAGACAAGAAGAGACAGAAGAAACGAGGCAUCUUCCCCAAAGUGGCCACAAAUAUAAUGAGAGCUUGGCUAUUCCAGCACCUUACGCACCCAUACCCGUCAGAGGAACAGAAAAAGCAGCUAGCACAGGACACAGGUCUCACCAUCCUUCAAGUGAACAACUGGUUUAUCAAUGCAAGGAGGAGAAUAGUCCAGCCUAUGAUUGACCAGUCCAACAGAGCAGUAAGUCAGGGUACAGCUUACAGUCCAGAUGGCCAGCCAAUGGGAGGCUUUGUUCUUGAUGGGCAGCAGCACAUGGGUCUGCGACCUGGCGGGCCAAUAGGUAGCAUGGGGAUGAAUAUGGGGAUGGAUGGGCAGUGGCACUACAUGUAAAUUCACUCCACUGAGGCAAUCCUGAACAACAGGGUGAAGCCUCCACGGUUGGCUCAGGGAUCUCCUUCCUUCUGGCUGCGCAGCUCAGCCGACAAGUCACACUUCUGACCUACACCCACUCCACCUCCCGCUGCGCCUGUGGAGGAUCACCGCGGAAACGCCUCACAGCUCAGCCCACGAACCAUCCGCAGAGUUUCGAUGUGAUCUGAGGAGCUCUGCGUCUGCACGGGAAAUAAGAGCAAGGACUUUACAGUGAAGAGACGAAGCACCAAACAUUAUCUCCAUUUCCUUUUAAAUUAUUUAUUUAUUUUUCUACAAAGACAGACCUCUUUCUCCGUGUUUUUUAAUUUACACACACACACACACACACACACACACACACACACACACACACCUUGAUGAGACACAAAGAUCACUGUGGAGUGUGUUUCUGCUGAGAAACUGGAACUCACUGCGGGACCGUGUUGGUUGUGCUGUAGAGAUUUGUGCUCUUUAUUUGGCUGUUUUUGUCCAUGUUUGUGAUCUUUAGACGUUAGACUGCAGCUUUAACACUGACAUGUUUUUGUAGCCAAACUAAAAGAAAGAUUUUGUAAGAAAAACGCGUGAUUGUUUGUUUCUGCAUCUUUUUCUUCUGUUUGAUCUCUCAUCGCUUUCUUAGAGUCUGGAGUGGAGGGUCUGGCUGAGGGAGAGUGAGCUGAUGGCACAGUUCCGUUUCUCAUAAUGUUUGAAAUCGUUUUGUAGCACAAAUCACAGAACAAACUGCACUAAAACCUAAAUAAAGAUUUUACCGAGGAAAGCAAAA
Messenger RNA from Archocentrus centrarchus (flier cichlid), 2385 nucleotides. It is a transcript of the gene meis2b, whose product is annotated as Meis homeobox 2b. Gene Ontology annotation, biological process: regulation of DNA-templated transcription. The transcript is spliced from 13 exons. Gene Ontology annotation, molecular function: DNA binding. The record is from RefSeq and is a predicted model, not a curated record. The coding region runs from base 408 to 1583 and encodes 391 amino acids. NCBI's taxonomy places the organism in Eukaryota, Metazoa, Chordata, Actinopteri, Cichliformes, Cichlidae.